CAAUAACGACUCUUAUUUCACGAGCACUUAUUUUGACAGGCCCCGCCGGAAGUCUACUAGUAUUCGUUGGAUGCGACACAGAACUAUAACUGAUGGAUGAAAUUAUUUAGUUUAAUUUAGCUAGUUAGGAUUUUAUCACUCUACCCGUGGGUCGUGUUGAAGCAGUGAUUCAGCAGUUACCGGUGUUGGAAUAAACAUUCUCAACAGUCUGACCCUGAAGAGGAACAACACAUUCAGCCAGUCGAGGGGCUGCAUAUAAAGAAUGGAGACCUGGGUCACAUGAUGGGGGAGCUGGUGACUCUGAAUGUGGGCGGCUGUGUGUACAGCACGUCUCUGUCCACGCUGCUGCGUUACCCUGACUCCAUGCUGGGUGCCAUGAUCGGAGGAGACCUCCCCACGGCCAGGGACGCUCACGGAAACUACUUCAUCGACCGCGACGGCCCGCUGUUCCGCUACAUCCUCAACUUCCUGCGGACGGCUGAGCUGACGCUGCCGUGCGACUUCAAGGAGGCCGAGCUGCUCAGGAAGGAGGCCGACUUUUAUCAGAUUGAGCCCCUGAUUCAGUGUCUGGGAGACCCCAAACCCCUGCUGCCCUACCCCACUGAUAGCUACGAGGAGGUGGUGGAGCUGUCCAGCACCAGGAAGCUGUCCAAGUACUCCAACCCCGUCGCAGUCAUCAUCACCCAGCUCACUAUCACCACUAAGGUCCCUGCAGUGUUGGAGUCCAUUUCCAGCAGUUUCACAAAGUGGAAUAAACACAUGAUGGACACCAGAGACUUCCAGGUGUCCUUCACCUUCGGACCAUGUGACCACCAACAGGAAGUCAGCCUGCGCGUCCAUCUGCUGGACUUCAUCUCCAAAGCUGGGUUCACGAUACGCAACACACGUGUCCACCACAUGAGCGAGCGGGCCAAUGAGAACACGGUGGAACAUCAGUGGACGUUCUGCCGACGGACACACAAAGCCAAGGAGUGACAGACGAAGACACGGAGGCUUGUUCCUCGUGGAAGUUUUAUUUUUUAAUCAAAAGGAGGUCCUUUUUUGGGGGAUCGGGAGGUUUUUAUCCUCAGAAAAACUUGAGCUUUUUGGAUUAGUAAGCCAAUAAGCCACAUCAACUAUCAAAUAUAGCAGCAAUUUUCUGUUAAAAGAUGUAUCCAGAAUUACAUGAAUGUCUACAACAGCUACACGUCGAGUGGCGGUGGCAAGCUUCUUAAUGAUUGAGAGCAACGCAGAUAUAUUUAUACAUUGACAGGGUUAACACCUUGUUUUUGUUAUGCUAAAUGCUGGAGACAGGCAAAGAGGUCCUAGACCUGAGGGAAAAGUCAAGGCACUAACAAUAGACGUCGGAUUAGAUUUAGGACUCGGCCGGAGGAAUUCACACCUUCUGUCAUACAAAGACAAAUGGGAUCAAAGAGAAGAGGUGCUCUGAGAUUCUUUUGCUCCGAUACUUCCCACACAGCUGGUUUUGUGGAACUUUCUCAGAAUUAAAGUCAUGAUUAGCUUUAGACAUUAAUCUAAUAAAACAUCAUGGAAUCAUUAUAUUUUACCAUUACAGUAUAGUACGUACGCAUGUACUUACAGUCAGUUGUAUGGUAGCUACAUACUGUUUAUCUGCCAUAUCAGCUGUAUCACAAAUCUUUUUAAAAAUAUUAUUUUCAAAUUAAACAAUCUGGAACGUUA
Messenger RNA from Pungitius pungitius (ninespine stickleback), 1680 nucleotides. It is a transcript of the gene kctd6a, whose product is annotated as potassium channel tetramerization domain containing 6a. The coding region runs from base 280 to 975 and encodes 231 amino acids. The transcript is spliced from 6 exons. The record is from RefSeq and is a predicted model, not a curated record. Gene Ontology annotation, molecular function: protein binding. NCBI's taxonomy places the organism in Eukaryota, Metazoa, Chordata, Actinopteri, Perciformes, Gasterosteidae. Gene Ontology annotation, biological process: protein homooligomerization.